CGUGGUUCAGGUAAGCCUCGAAAGUUCCAAAACAAAGCCGCUCUGUCAUGUCAUGUUAAUCUAUGGGACAGACUGCAGCAGUGAGCUCGCUUUUGAACGACACAAUGGCGUCCCCCACUCCUCUCACCAAGGCCAACGCCAUCUUCUCCCUGGAUUUGCUCAGAAAGCUGAGUGAGGACGACAACUCUGCAAACAUCUUCUUCUCUCCCUUCAGCAUCUCCUCAGCCCUGGCGAUGGUGAUGCUGGGAGCCAGAGGAAACACUGCUGCACAGAUGUCAGAGGUUCUCUGCUUCACUGAGGCCGACCAGUCUCAGCCUGCAGGAGGACUGCAGAUGCAGAUGCAGCAGAAGGCCCAGGUCAAACUGCCGCAAGAGCUGAAGACGAGCCAGAAAACAAGUGGCUGUCAGGACGACGUAAACGCCAACUUCGCUCAGCUGCUGAGUGAGCUCAACAAACCCGGGACUCCGUAUGCCCUGAGUGUCGCCAACAGGCUGUACGGAGAGCAGUCCUACCAGUUUGUGGAGGAUUUCCUUAAAAAGACCAGGAAGUACUACAAGGCAGAGCUGGAGUGUGUGGACUUCAUGAAGAACGUUGAAGCAGCCAGGCUGAAAAUCAACAGCUGGGUGGAGAAACAGACACACGAUAAAAUCAAGGACUUGCUGCCCCCGGAUGCAGUGGACCCCAUGACCAGGCUGGUUCUGGUCAACGCCAUCUACUUCAAAGGCAACUGGAACGAGAAGUUCAAGGAGAGCAGCACACGAGAUGCUCAGUUCAGACUCAGCAAGAGCAACAGUAAGCCAGUGAAGAUGAUGAAACAGAAAUCUGAGUUUCCAUUCGCCAGGAUCUCUGAAGCCAACUGCCAGAUCCUGGAGAUGCCUUACCAAGGGAAGGAGCUGAGCAUGCUCAUCUUUUUACCCAACGAUAUAGAGGACGACACCACAGGUCUGGAGAAGCUGGAAAAAGAGCUGACUUAUGAGAACUUUGUGGAGUGGACGAAUCCUGACAUGAUGGAUGAGAUUGAGGUCCAGGUUGGCCUGCCUCGGUUCAAGAUGGAGGAGAAAUAUGACAUGAAGAACGUCCUGGUCAGUAUGGGCAUGGUGGACGCCUUCGACAUGUCAAAGAGUGACUUCUCUGGCAUGUCUCCUGCCAACGACCUGGUGCUCUCAGAAGUCUUCCAUAAAGCUUUCGUGGAGGUCAAUGAGGAGGGAACGGAGGCUGCUGCCGCCACUGGUCCUGUGUUUACGGCUCUGUCUUACACACCUCCAACCUUCUUCAUCGCAGACCAUCCCUUCCUCUUCUUCAUCCGACACAACCCCUCCAACAGCGUUCUCUUUGCUGGUCGAUACUGCUGCCCUGAGUGAACGAUGCUCCAUUGGAAGUGUGUUUUUCAGCUGCAAGGAGCUUAUUAAACAACUAAACAUUUUAUUUUGGU
Cololabis saira (Pacific saury) is the source of this 1432-nucleotide messenger RNA. Its product is annotated as leukocyte elastase inhibitor-like. The coding region runs from base 63 to 1361 and encodes 432 amino acids. The transcript has 10 exons. The record is from RefSeq and is a predicted model, not a curated record. Gene Ontology annotation, molecular function: serine-type endopeptidase inhibitor activity. Gene Ontology annotation, biological process: negative regulation of endopeptidase activity. NCBI's taxonomy places the organism in Eukaryota, Metazoa, Chordata, Actinopteri, Beloniformes, Belonidae.